ACGCAUUAAAAAUAGUCGUCAUUCCCGUGUCUCAAACACUUUAAUCUUCGUCACAUCCAGUGAUUAGGAAGGGAAGAGAACCAAAGAAACAACGAAAAAGAGGAAAAAUUUGAAUAAUGGUGAUGGAAGUGGACGAACCUGCAGUUGCGGCGACUACAUCGCAAAAUCAACCGCAGGAGCAUGCGAAUGACUUUGAUAUGGAUACCUCCGAGGGACCAAUUGAGAACGAUGAAACAUUUGAACCGGUAGAUCAAAUAAAUUGGAAAUUCAACCAGGUGAAAGGAAAUAUAGAUGCCGAUGUGCACACGGAAGCCGAUGUGAUCUCUUGUGUGGAAUUUUCACACGAUGGUGAAUAUUUGGCAACGGGAGACAAAGGAGGACGUGUUGUAAUUUUCCAACGAGAUCAGAGUGGAAAGUAUGUGAAAGGCGUUCGAUCGAGGGAAUAUAAUGUUUACUCGACAUUUCAAUCUCAUGAACCUGAAUUUGAUUAUUUGAAAUCACUAGAAAUUGACGAGAAAAUUAAUCAAAUUCGGUGGCUUAAAAAGAAGAAUGCAGCCAAUUUCAUUCUCUCGACCAACGACAAAACAAUCAAGCUGUGGAAAAUUAGUGAAAGAGAGCGUAAAAUUGGAGACGAUGCAUGGAAUCUGCCUAGAACAAACAGAAUCAACACUUCCUCCUUCCGAGGUCGCUUACAAAUACCCUCGAUCGUGCCAAUGGAGUUGAUAGUUGAAGCAAGUCCGAGACGAGUUUACGGAAAUGCUCACACUUAUCACGUCAACAGUAUUUCAGUGAAUUCUGAUCAGGAAACAUUCCUAUCUGCCGACGAUUUGCGAGUUAACCUUUGGAAUCUGGAGAUUACCAAUGAGUCUUUCAACAUUGUCGACAUCAAGCCUGCUAAUAUGGAAGAACUUACGGAAGUUAUUACUGCCGCCGAAUUCCAUCCAACGCAGUGUAAUUGGUUUGUAUACUCUUCAUCAAAAGGAUCUAUUCGAUUGUGUGAUAUGAGAGAUCGUGCUCUAUGUGAUGCGUAUGCUAAAAUUUUCGAGGAACCAGAAGACCCUCAAUCUCGAUCUUUCUUCUCGGAGAUUAUUGCAUCUGUUAGUGACGUCAAAUUCUCACAUAAUGGAAGGUACUUGCUUACGAGGGACUAUCUUACUGUCAAGGUGUGGGAUUUGAACAUGGAAUCACAACCGGUAGAGACAUAUCCAGUGCACAAUUAUUUACGAACAAAACUCUGUGCACUCUACGAAAAUGAUUCAAUUUUCGAUAAAUUCGAGUGCGAUUGGAGUGGAGAUGACAAACAUAUUCUCACGGGUUCGUAUCAUAAUCUGUUCCGUUCAUAUGCUCGUGGCAAUAACCAAGAUGCGAAAACUUGGGAAGCUCGGCCUCAAGAACCACAUUCACAGCUCCGAUCUCGAUUUGUUGUACCAUCAGCGAAACGGAAGAGAAACAAUCUGUCAUCAAGCGGUGAAACGACCGAAGAGGAUCUUUCAUCUGAUCAACUUCAAUUUGAUCGUAAAAUAUUGCACACAGCAUGGCAUCCAAAGGAUAACAUCAUUGCUCUUGCUGCCACUAACAAUCUCUACAUCUUCUCAGAUGUUUAAAUUAUUGUUUUCGUAAACUUGUUGGAUUUCGUCCUCCCCCAAUCAUCAUUUUCCCUUUUUCUCAAUUUAUCCUCAAAUAUCACAUUCAUAUAACUCUAAAUUUUUUUUUCAUAUUUUCCCCAUAUUUUUGUGAGUCAAUUCUUUCUCAAAUCCCGUCCCUUCUUUCCCGUUUUCGUAGUCCUCAUGUCGACUUAUAGACAUUUAAUCGCGUAUUCAAUGUUACUCGCUUUCUUUCUUUCAAAUCCUUCGUCAUCGUAAAUUUUUGAAGUAAAACAGGAAUAAGCUCUUAGUUGGUUUCUAUUUUUCAACUGUUAAAGUUGUCUUUUGCUUCCAAUUUGAGAUAGAGUUGUACUUUAUUAUUCUUAUAGCUUCUUUUUCUUUACUCUCUCCCUCUCUCUAUCCUCUCAUAUCAUUCUUGAAUUACGUGGCCCGUUUUCUAUACUUUUCCCUCACUCUUCAACUCCAGUGUUCUCUUUCUUGUCUCUUCCACCACCACUUUUAAAAAGAUAACUGUAGAUCCUUAACCCCGAAUCAUUCGGGUCGUGUCUCUCCCACUUUUAGGAUGAUUUCUCCUGUUAGAUUCACAAUGUGUUUCACGACUUAAUCCUCUUGUUUGAAAGCGUGUGAAGGUAUUAUUCUCACCUUGUUAGCUCCAUUCUGUAAUUUUGAAAACUAUAAAAAUCGCCCAAAAAAUUUUUGAAAUUUUUCCGACUUUAGUUAUUUUCUCUCCACUUUCUCUGUUCGUUUGUCUGUCACAAAAUUACAAACUUUCAAAUCAAGAAUCUUGACAUAAAUUUUUGUAUUACUUCCCUCAUAUUUCUUCAUCAUUAAAUCCCCGUGGGUGUGUCUCAUCAUUAAGUCUUCCUUUUCCCAUAAAAUUGUAAGCAAUAUUUAUUUUCCAAUCAUAAAAACUCAUUUAUUGAA
Messenger RNA from Caenorhabditis elegans, 2528 nucleotides. It is a transcript of the gene sur-6, whose product is annotated as Serine/threonine-protein phosphatase 2A regulatory subunit sur-6. Gene Ontology annotation, molecular function: protein phosphatase regulator activity. The record is from RefSeq and is marked reviewed. The transcript is spliced from 10 exons. The coding region runs from base 117 to 1604 and encodes 495 amino acids. Gene Ontology annotation, cellular component: protein phosphatase type 2A complex; cytoplasm. Lineage: Eukaryota; Metazoa; Nematoda; Chromadorea; Rhabditida; Rhabditidae.